Gadus morhua (Atlantic cod) is the source of this 1514-nucleotide messenger RNA. Its product is annotated as NLR family CARD domain-containing protein 3-like. NCBI's taxonomy places the organism in Eukaryota, Metazoa, Chordata, Actinopteri, Gadiformes, Gadidae. The transcript is spliced from 6 exons. Bases 9 to 1514 code for a protein of 501 amino acids. The record is from RefSeq and is a predicted model, not a curated record.
UCUGCCUGAUGGAGAUGAACCAGGAUGAACUGGCCGACACACUGUGGGGCGGAUCUGAUGCUGUCGAUUGCCAACAAAAAAUCAAGUCUCAUUUGAGGCAGAAGUUUAGUUGUGUGUUUGAGGGAAUCGCCAAAGCAGGACAGCGAACCGAUCUGAAUGACUUCUACACAGAGCUCUUCAUCACAGAGAGAGGCAGUGGAGAGGUCAACAAGGACCAUGAGGUCAGACUGAUUGAAACAUCUUCCAGGAAACAAGCUAAGGAGGAAACACCAAUCAGAUGUGAGGACAUCUUUAAACCCUUCCAUGGAAAAGAUCAAGCAAUCAGGACAAUAAUGACAACUGGAGUGGCCGGCAUUGGUAAAACCGUCUUAACACACAAGUUCACUCUGGGCUGGGCUGAAAGCAAAACCAACCAGGACAUACACUUCACAUUUCUCCUCACUUUCAGAGAGCUGAAUUUACUGAAAGGGAAAGAGUUUAGCUUGAUGGAGCUGCUUCAUCACUUUUUUAUUGAGACCAAAGAAGCAGGAAUCUGCAGAUUCCACCGGUUCCAAGUUGUCUUUGUCUUGGAUGGUCUGGAUGAGUGUCGACUUCCUCUGGACUUCCAGAACAACCCGAUCUGGACUGAUGUCAAAAAGUCCACCUCGGUGGACGUGCUGCUGACAAACCUCAUCAGGGGCGUCCUGCUUCCCUCCGCUCGCAUCUGGAUAACCACACGCCCUGCGGCAGCCAAUCAGAUCCCUGCUGAGUGUGUUGACAUGGUGACAGAGGUGAGGGGGUUCACCGACCAACAGAAGGAGGACUACUUCAGGAAGAGAUUCAGAGAGGAGUCGCUGGCCAGCACAAUCAUCUCCCACGUCAAGAAAUCACGAAGCCUCCACAUCAUGUGUCACAUCCCAGUCUUCUGUUGGAUCACUGCUACAGUUCUGGAGGACAUCCUCAAAAAAUCCCAGAUCGAAGAGAUGCCCAAGACCGUGACUCAGAUGUACAGCCACUUCCUGAGGGUUCAGUCCAUACAGGGGGACAGGAAGUACCAUGGGAGGGCUGAAACAGAUCCAGACUGGAGCUCAGAGAGCAGGGAGAUCAUUGUUUCGCUGGGAAAACUGUCUUUUAACCAGCUGGAGAACGAUGAACUCUUCUUCUCCGAUGAUGAAUUCAGCUUUGAUGACGAUGAACUCCGCUCCGAUGAAGAUGAACUCAUCUCCGAUGAAGAUGGACUCAUCCUCUUCUACCAGAGUGCUGUGGACAAGGCCUUGCAGAAGGAUGCCUUAAAGGACCAGAGAACCACGGGGCUGGGGUCCCGGCGCGGGGGGGUGGCGGCGGCCGUCCCCCAGGGGGGCCCCAACACCGAGCUCUGCAUGUGGUCCGAGUCCCACCGCCACCUGGACGGCAUCCCCCGGAACCCCCACCACCUGGAGAGGGGGCAGAAGGCCGCCCGCUGUGGGCCGGGUGAUCGGGGCGGCCUCGGACCUCGGAGGCAGUAUUCGUAUGGCCUGUUUCUUCAACGGCCGUGA